GAAAACCUUCAGCUUACCUUACUGUGAUCACUACAUAGCCAAGAUUUCUCUGAGGAAACAAAACAGUCAGCAGAAAUGCCCCUGGAAGAGGAAAGUGGAGAUGAAGAUUUUCAUACUCAAACUACAUUUGUUGCCGUGACCAUGGGAGCAUUCAUGGCAAAUUCAAGUUUUAGCGACAUUGACGAGGAUGAAAAUCAGUUGGAGUUUGUAUUAAUGGUGUUGAUCCCACUGGUUUUAUUUGCGCUCCUAUUUUUAUCAGUGAUAAUCCUUAUAGUACGCUAUAAAAGAAAAAGGACCAAACAAGGGCCUUCUAGCCAAGGAUCUCAGAGUGCCGUACAGACAUGUGAACUGGGAAGUGAAAACAACAAAGUCCCCAUUUUUGAGGAAGACACGCCCUCUGUUAUGGAAAUCGAAAUGGAAGAGCUUGACAAGUGGAUGAACAGCAUGAAUAGAAAUGCGGACUGUGAAUGUUUACCUACUUUAAAGGAAGAAAAAGAAUCAAACCACAACCCAAGUGACAAUGAAUCCUGAAGCUGAAUGGUGCUAAUGUUUUCCAAGAGAAGCGGCCCGGGAGGGAGCCCGCCGAGCCUGCCAACAGAGGAUGAAGAGGAUGCGAAUUUAAUUAAUUUCAAAUCAACAUAGACACAAGAACCUUUUGCUGUUUCUUCCAACGCCCACUCUUCCUAAUGAUGGCAUCACCUGUCCUUGGAAGAAUGCACGAUUGAGAAGCACCAGGAAGAGGCUUGGCUGCCGUCCAGGGUGGCCUCUGAGAAAAGGAGGAGCCACGUGGUUUUCACCUCUCAUCAGGGCCACUUCCCUCCUCUGGGCCAACCUUUAUGCUGCCUGUAUUCAUUCUGGCCAGCUCUCUAGGUCUUUGUUAUCUUUCUGCUUCAUUCCUUGGAGUUUAAAUCAGGAAGCUGUUUCAUAUAUGGCUUCCUUCGGGGCCACCUUAUUACCUAAUUAGCUCUGGAUAAUUUCCUCUGAUUAGUCAAGUCCUCUGAUAGGUCAUCUGCAUUCGGCAGGAACUUUCCUCCAGGCGAGUUACAUCAUGGAAAAGACAGAAAACAAAGCGAGUGUUUCAUCCUACACGUCAUCCCAGGGGCUCGGUAAGCUCAUCUACCUGCCCAGGAGGUAUACUGAGAGAGUCCACCGGCCCAAGGAGAUGCUCUUUGGUGCCUUGUGGACUCUGAGUUGGCCAGACCCCUUGGGACCUUCUCGGAGGAACAGGAAUCUUCAAUGAGAGAGCAAAGUGAUUUCCUUCUCAGCUAAAAUCACCUGCUUGUUCACAUUUCCCAAAGCUCAUUCUUGCUCUCACCACACCUCCCUUACCCAUGGUAUGUGAAUAGGACAUGUGCACAGGGGGAUCGGCUGUCAACCUUCUAUGUUUCUGAGAUCUUUACAGUCAUUUGAAACAAACAGAAUAGGAAUAGGAAACACCUGCGUGUGUAGCAGAUUUCACUCAGUGCACUUUCCUGUCAAGCUGGGACAAGCCUUGCGUCCUUCUCAACGCAGCUCUCCAGGAGGCCACUAUCAGUCCAUCAGAGAGGACAUUCUCUGCCGUAUUUGGUGACACCCUUUACAAGAAGCAAUGGUGCAGAGUGCAGAAGGGCCUGCUUAUCAUUCCCAUUCACGUAAAAUCAAUCCUCAUUUCAUCCUGAAUUUUCUACUCCCGACCUUUAAAGCAAUCUAGUACAUUGGGAGUCCUCAGGUCUUCUACAACGGCUGAUAUUUUAUUCCAGGAAAGAAGUAAAUAAUGAAAACUUUAUUUAUUUUCCUCUCUACAUAUAAACUGAGGGGAGAUGAGAUUCACCAAACAUUUGCUGCUGAAUUUGGGGUCUUGAAAGGCUGCCUUAAUAUGUAACAAAAACUGCCCUUCUCCUCCCUUUUGGAUCCUUCUGGCAUACUCGCCUUCUGAACUGUGCCCACAGUUUUAAAGGUGGAGUUCCAAAGCCAGGGAGAUCUUUCCACACAAUGAAAGAAAACUAUCUGGUUGUGUUUAACCACUGCUGUCCUGCUAUCCUGAGACCUCAUAGAGCUUUGGUAAAAGAGUGUUCGUGGUAUAUAAUUGCAACAGAUUUGUCUGUCAUAGUCUCCUUAGCACAUCCUAAUAUGACAUUUUUGUUUUCACUUCUGUUCUGCACAUUCAUAUUCCACUUGUGGUCCACAGUGACUCCCAGAUAUUUAUGCCAAAAUUGCCAUUUUCUGAAUCAUCUUUUCUGCCUGUUUUGUUACUUUGUUUCUUCUCAACAUUUUGACUCUCAGGAGAGUCUCAGAUUGCUUCUUUCUCUCCCCAGGUAUCCAAGAUUUUUGGUGAAUACUGAGGCUUGUAAAUUUUAUCCAAGACUAUCAAAUACUGUGACUUUAGAAGUUUAGAGACCUAGAAGGGGUCUUGGAAUCUUAUUUUGAUGAAACAAUAUUUUAUGAUACGAUAAAAAUAUUCUCAUUCAGUAUUUAAAAUCAUGUCAAAUUCCAGAAGAAGCAAGUUUCAGCAGCAUGUCAUUCAAUUUAUGUCUGAAAAAUGUACUAACCUCUAUAACUGCACAGUAUAGAAAGCAUUUUUUUAAAGGUAGUUUUUUCUGGCAAGAUAUAUGAACCAAAGCAGUGAAGGGUCAAUCCUAGCACCCUAUAUCUUGUAUUACUGUUCAGUCAAUAGGUAUCAUAUAUUUAUGAUAAUUUUAAGACUUGCUUUUAAACUAAAAGUUAAUUUUAUGUUUCAGAUUAUUGUUUGUAAACAUCUAACUAAUUUUCUCUUAAUUGGGUAGCCAAUCAGAACAAAAUCUGACUUCAGAAUAUUUUAAAGAUAUGUAAGUGUCACUGCAUUUUUUGUACAUUUUAAGCAAACCAGGUUAACAAUAUUGUUGAGUCAAACUUCUCAGGAAACUUGUUUUAAUAAAUAUGUAAGAAUAUCAACCUGUUACUCUUAACUCAGUAAUGUGACUCCUCCUUCCGGGGAGCUCACUGGUAUCCAAACACAGGAAUACAGCAUGGAUCAAACUUCAUAUCCAUGGUGGAGGGUGGGGGGAGGCAAAUGCCUCUAACAAUGUAAAUGGAUGCUUUAAAAAUACUUUUGUCUAUUUUUAAAUUUUGGUUGUUUAAAAUAUCAAUUCGCACCAUCUCUGGAAGGAGGCCCCUAUCAUGAGUAAACAGAAAAUAUAGACUUUAGUUUCAAUUUCUGUCAGAAUUCAUACGAGUUCUGAAUGUACUGGAGUGAUAAGACACAGUUACAUAUUAGGAAGACACUGCUGAAAUUCCCAUUGUGGGGAAAACGUUGAAACUUUAUGCUAAAUUUACCCAUGCUAUGUUUUUACACUCAGAAGAUACUCAGGAUGAAUCCUGGGGUUCCACUUAAUAGGUUCAACAGGAAGGCCAGAGUAGCUUCACUCAUAGAUUACAUUUCUUCAAUCUUAAAGUAACCAGGGGAGUCACUAUGUAAUAGUGUGGACUGGAAUUAGUCAAAGUGGUUAUUAAUUAUUAUAAUCCAAACAAUGAAUUGCCUAAAUUUGUUUGUUUGUCUGAGCAGCUCUUUGAUAUUACCUUGGAACUCUCCCAUCUGAUACCAAAAUUUUAUUUUCCUCUUAGUCCUUUUGGGGGUGGCUAUUUGUAGAUACGCAGUGGGGUUUUUUGGUUUCUUUUGGGUUUUGCCCUAUUACCUUUUCUAAAAAACAUGUCAUAUUCACAGAAUAGUGAUCCAUACAGUUAUAUAAAAUAAAACUUUUUAAAAUCGAUUCUAUAGAUACUCUAAGCUCUUUUUGAAAUAUUUUAAGAAGUUAAAUUUCUAAACCAAAGUACAUCCAGUAACAUGAAGACUUUAAUUUCAGUGCUGUACAAGUUUAGAAAUACAACACUGAACUGUUUAAGGCAACCAAAGGUGAAUGGAUUCUCUUCAGUUGGACUUCAGGUGUAGAGGGCUCAGGUAAUCAUGUUCCUCACUUCCCAUCACAGUAUCAUCUCUGGCCUUUGGUACUUUAUAAAUAAGUAAUUGGACCUUUUACAAAAAGCAUAUUCUUCACAUUUUUCACUUCUUUGGUCUGCAUGGCAAGAAUUAAAUGAAUGAUACAUAGAAACUACAAAUAGUAAGCAACAUUUUUUUCAGUGUAAAUAUCAGUGGUGAGUAAUCACCAUAUUACUCUGACUUAGGUGAAACCCCUGAAAUUGUAAAUAACAUCAAGAACUUAGGGAAACUCUUUGUGUUUAAUAAAUGUCAGCUUUCAGAAAGAGCAGAUAAUGUGGUUUGCCAACAAGUUAAAAAAAUAAUCUGGUAGGUCGUUAGUAAUUUAGCAUGUAUGCAUCUUGUUUUUAAAGUUAAGUGAAAAUAAUGUAAAAAACUACUUUAUUAGAUGCUCUCAUUUUUCAAGCAGUGUGAAGUAUUUCCUCAGAAGGUCAGUAAGAUCAUCAGAUGUUGUAGAAAUUCUACCUUCCAAUGUAGAAAUUCUACCUUGGAAGCCUCAUGUGAGAAAGGGCCCCAUCACUACUAAUUAAGAACUGAUUUGCAGAACUACUCAAGUUGUUUUUUUUGUUUUUCUUUUCGUUUUCAGAGAGGAAGGGGAGAG
Messenger RNA from Leptonychotes weddellii (Weddell seal), 4550 nucleotides. The record is from RefSeq and is a predicted model, not a curated record. Lineage: Eukaryota; Metazoa; Chordata; Mammalia; Carnivora; Phocidae.